This is a messenger RNA of Heteronotia binoei (common prickly gecko), 1285 nucleotides long. RefSeq names its product VOPP1 WW domain binding protein (gene VOPP1). NCBI's taxonomy places the organism in Eukaryota, Metazoa, Chordata, Lepidosauria, Squamata, Gekkonidae. The coding region runs from base 197 to 493 and encodes 98 amino acids. Gene Ontology annotation, cellular component: cytoplasmic vesicle membrane. The transcript is spliced from 5 exons. The record is from RefSeq and is a predicted model, not a curated record.
GCCUUUCCAGCAGGGGGUGUGCUGCGGGCUCCUCUUCCUCCUGCUGGAGUAUACAGAGGCCAAAAAGCAAUGCUGGUACUUCGAAGGAGUGUAUCCCAUAUAUUAUUUAUGCCGUUCCUAUGAAGACUGCUGUGGCUCAAGGUGCUGUGUAAGGACUCUGUCUAUUCAGCGACUAUGGUACUUUUGGUUCCUUCUGAUGAUGGGAGUCCUGUUUUGUUGCGGGGCAGGGUUUUUUAUCCGAAGGCGGAUGUAUCCUCCACCGCUGGUUGACGAAACAACUUACAACGUCUCAUACACUCGGCCGCCCAACAGCAGUGCUGCAGGGAACAUGCCCUACUACGCUGAGCCAGAAGGAGCGGUGAUGAAUCCCAUGGCUAUGGCUUACCACGUCCAACCGAAGUCUCCACAAAUGAACCCCAUUUACCCGCCUCCCCCAUCAUACUGCAACACGCCACCCCCACCGUACGAGCAGGCUGUGAAAUCUUCCACAUAACCUCUCUGCUGAAGCAGAAGCUGACUUUGUCAGAACAGGGAAGGAUUGGGAGCAGUGGAAGAUUCCGGAAUGCUCCGGCCUCCUUUGCCUGCCUCUAGCUUGGCAUUCUUUGGACAGGAGCUGCGGCUUUGUGGCAAAGAGCGAUUCUCUAAUGACGCCUUCAGAACCAGAGCCAAGUCUUUUAAAAUGCUUUUCCCCCCUCCCUUCUCGGAAGCCUAUAUUUAAAUACCUUCUAUGCUUUCCUUUUUAUUUAUUCUAUUUGUGGAUCCCAAGGCGUAUUUUAAGACGUCGUCAUGGCACGGUAUGGUAGUAAGCACAAAACGAUGUAAAAGCCAAAUGUAGUAUUUGAAGUAGAUGGUGAGGUGGAGAGAGAGCGGACAUGCAAUGGACAGCUCGAGCCAGUUGAAACUGGUCAAGGCAACAAGCUGUAUUGGUUACCAAGUUCAUAAGGAGAGAUUGGAUGGAGCGAACCCUGAGGGAUUCUGGGGGAAAUGACUGGUCGACCAAGGCUUCCACGUUUCACUUUCAGAAACCUUGAGAGUAACAGGGCUAUGCCUUAUGUACUCCAGCCCACGUUUCCUUUUUGGUCAUGGUUGCCAAGAAUAAGUACUUAGAAAAGUACUGUGAAUGAUGUGGACGUUGCAGCAAACUGCUGACGUGCAUGGAAAAGGAAAAGUUUCAUGACCAACACCGACGCUGCCAUGCAGAGCUGCAAAACCUUGGUCACCUGAAAGGGGGGGGGGGGGAAUUCUCCCCUAAAGUGAAUAUUAAAGAAAUUAAAAGACAGUAAAA